GUUUUCAGCUGCAAAACGGGUCAGAUUGACAAUAAAAGGACGCCAAAUACCGGAAAGUAGAAAGGAAAAUAUAAGGGCAAGAAGCCAUGUCAUCGGCUGUUAAACUUGCUGAUCGAUAUCUGAUGACAAAAAGGCUUGGAGAUGGAACAUUCGGUGAAGUUAUGCUUGCAAAGAAAAUAGACACUGGUGAUCGAGUUGCAAUUAAAAGAAUGAAGAAAAAGUUCUACAGUUGGGAAGAAGCAAUGAGCUUACGAGAAGUGAAAUCCCUCAAAAAACUCAAUCAUCCGAAUAUUAUUAAAUUGAGAGAGGUAAUUCGUGAAAAUGACAUUCUCUACUUUGUGUUCGAGUUUAUGCAAGAAAAUCUGUACGAGCUAAUGAAAGAUCGUGAUCGUUAUUUUCCGGAAAGUGUUAUUCGAAAUAUAAUAUAUCAAGUACUACAAGGACUUGCAUUCAUGCAUAAAAAUGGAUUCUUUCAUCGAGAUAUGAAACCCGAAAAUAUAAUGUGUAAUGGAACAGAACUUGUGAAAAUUGCUGAUUUUGGAUUGGCACGAGAAAUCAGAUCAAAACCACCAUAUACAGAUUAUGUAUCAACAAGAUGGUAUAGAGCACCUGAAAUUCUUCUGAGAUCUACUUCAUACAACUCACCAAUUGAUAUGUGGGCAUUGGGAUGCAUUAUGGCAGAACUUUAUAUUCUAAGACCACUUUUCCCUGGAACUUCUGAAAUGGAUCAAUUAUUCAAAAUAAUAUCAAUUCUUGGAACUCCAAAUAAGGAUGAAUGGCCAGAAGGUUAUCAAUUAGCUUCAGCAAUGAACUUCCGUUUCCAACAAGUUGUAGCAACACCAAUGGAACAGGUUGUGAACACAAUAAGUAAAGAAGGAAUGAAAUUAAUGAUGGAUAUGAUGCUUUGGAAUCCAGAGAAACGUCCGAAUGCUAAUCAAUCACUUCGCUAUAAAUAUUUCCAAGUUGCUGAAAAGUUGGGUGCUCCAGUUGUUAGUCAACCAGCUCCUGGAAGUAUUCGAAAGACAAGUGCAGCUUCAGUUAAAAGUGAUACGAAAGCAAUGACAGCUAAGGCGGCAAAGAAAGAUUACAUUGGAUCAGAAAAUGUGUCUCCUCAACAACCAGCCAAAGUUAUUGACCGUCACAUAAAUCGCAAUCUACCUCUCAAUAAGGAAACUCUUUUUGAAAAAUCAGAUAACAAGCCUCUGGGACCAACAAAAUCAAAUGAAGCAAAGCCGACAGCAAAGGAGAUAUAUUUAUCAAAAAGCAAAUAUGUGCCCGGCCAAGUAUCCAAAGACACUCAUCAAAAUCAAAUAAUGACAACAAAUGGAUUAACUGGAACAACUAAAACGACAACAUUUUCUGCAAAAAAAGAGGGUCGAACGGCAGUUCAAACAAGGUUCGAGUAUGCGUACGGUUACAUCCCAAGCUUCGGAGCAAGACAGACGGGACCAACAGUGUCGAAUCAAACAAAUAAUCAUUCAGCAAAUAAUUCUCAUUCACCAAAUAAAAUGAGUAAUACGGGUCGAGUCGAUUGGGCAGCCAAAUAUGUAAAAUAGUCACCAUCGUUCGAAAUAUUGCAUAAUCUUCGCUACAGUACCCCGUUUUCAAGGACUUCUCCCUUGGCGGUGAAGUCAGGAAAAAUGCCUAGCGUGAUUCUUUUAAUUUAUUUUUUUUAAAUUUUCACCCAACUCUCUUUCAUAAAAUGUGGAAUAAACUACGAAUUCACAUGUAUUAUACCACAAAUUAGGCACUAUGGCUACAAAAAAAUCAAUAAAUGAAGUAAGAGGGC
Molecule: messenger RNA, 1789 nt
Organism: Caenorhabditis elegans
Lineage: Eukaryota; Metazoa; Nematoda; Chromadorea; Rhabditida; Rhabditidae
Gene: dyf-5
Product: Serine/threonine-protein kinase dyf-5
Exons: 11
Coding region: 87-1556 (489 amino acids)
Biological process (GO): MAPK cascade
Cellular component (GO): axon; perikaryon; cilium
Molecular function (GO): ATP binding; protein serine kinase activity; protein serine/threonine kinase activity
Source: RefSeq, marked reviewed